AUGUCACAACCACAAGUUUAUCAAGAAAAGACUAAUGAAUUACAAGCUGCAUUGUUGACCUUGACUAAUACUCAAACUCAGUUCAUGACUGAAACUAGAGCAUCCAUAAAAAAUAUGGAGAGUCAAGUUGGUCAAUUGGCAAGUAUGUUGAAUAACAUACCACAAGGGAAUUUUCCUAGUACUGUAUUGAACCCAAUGGAGCAAUGCAAUGCGAUAUCAUUGAGGAGUGGUAGGGAAUUAGAAAAGCUAGCCAAGAUGACUAUUCGGUUACAAAAAGUGGUUGAUGAGAAGAAGGAUAAGGUGGAAGAAGAGGCUAAUGAAAGCCUCGAUAAGAAGCAGUCACCUGUGAGUUUUAAGCACCACAUCAAAAUCCCAUAUCCUCAGAGGCUGGAAAAGAAGAUGCUUGACAAGCAGUUUUCCAAGUUCUUAGAUGUUUUUUCAAAACUUCACAUCAACAUUCCCUUUGCUGAGGCAUUUGAACAAAUGCUGAGUUAUGUGAAGUUCAUGAAGGAAAUAUUGUCGUAG
This is a messenger RNA of Humulus lupulus (European hop), 525 nucleotides long. RefSeq lists its product as uncharacterized. The record is from RefSeq and is a predicted model, not a curated record. The transcript has a single exon. NCBI's taxonomy places the organism in Eukaryota, Viridiplantae, Streptophyta, Magnoliopsida, Rosales, Cannabaceae. The coding region runs from base 1 to 525 and encodes 174 amino acids.